Molecule: messenger RNA, 610 nt
Organism: Echinops telfairi (small Madagascar hedgehog)
Lineage: Eukaryota; Metazoa; Chordata; Mammalia; Afrosoricida; Tenrecidae
Gene: TRAPPC6A
Product: trafficking protein particle complex subunit 6A
Exons: 6
Coding region: 1-552 (183 amino acids)
Biological process (GO): endoplasmic reticulum to Golgi vesicle-mediated transport; regulation of GTPase activity
Cellular component (GO): trans-Golgi network; TRAPP complex; cis-Golgi network
Source: RefSeq, a predicted model, not a curated record
AUGGCGGACGCGGCGCUUUUCGAGUUUCUGCACACGGAAAUGGUGGCGGAGCUGUGGGCGCGCGCCCCCGACCCAAGUCCCGGGGGACAGAAGACGAGCCUGUCCGUCCUGGAGGGCAUGGGCUUCCGCGUGGGCCAGGCUCUGGGCGAGAGGCUGCCCCGGGAGACCCUGGCCUUCCGAGAGGAGCAACCUCCGAAGGAGGUCCCUGCACUCGGUGGGAGGGUGCUUGACUGCCCCCUCACACUCCAAAUUGGGGACCACUGGGACCAAAGGGGUGGGGCGGUUGGGUCUUGUUCCCGCCCCCCACCGCACCCCCAGUGGUACACAGCCCUCUGCCCCCAGGGGACCUACAUCCUGCAAGACAACGACUUCCCGCUCCUGGUCCGGAUGGCUGCGGGGCCGCAGUACCUGGAGGAGGCACCCAAGUUCCUGGCCUUCACCUGCGGCCUCCUGCGCGGCACCCUCAGCACCCUGGGCAUCAAGAGCCUGGUCACCGCCUCUGUGACAACGCUGCCCGCCUGUAAGUUCCAGGUGGUGAUCCAGAGGGCCUGAUGGACCCCACCCUCAGCUGAGCGUCACCAAUGCACCCCUAAUAAAAUGCCACGCCCCA